Messenger RNA from Panthera uncia (snow leopard), 2245 nucleotides. RefSeq names its product membrane associated ring-CH-type finger 9 (gene MARCHF9). The coding region runs from base 1 to 744 and encodes 247 amino acids. The transcript has 4 exons. Gene Ontology annotation, biological process: protein ubiquitination. The record is from RefSeq and is a predicted model, not a curated record. Gene Ontology annotation, molecular function: ubiquitin-protein transferase activity; zinc ion binding. NCBI's taxonomy places the organism in Eukaryota, Metazoa, Chordata, Mammalia, Carnivora, Felidae.
AUGCCACCUGUUGCAGGAUACCUCAACUGUCUGACCGGACCCUCCUCACUCUUCCUCCAGGGGGAGCUCCUGAGCCCCUGCCGCUGCGACGGCUCAGUGCGCUGCACACACCAGCCCUGCCUCAUUCGCUGGAUCAGUGAGAGGGGCUCCUGGAGCUGUGAGCUCUGCUACUUCAAGUACCAGGUCCUGGCAAUCAGCACCAAGAACCCACUGCAGUGGCAGGCCAUCUCCCUGACGGUCAUCGAGAAGGUCCAGAUUGCAGCCAUAGUUCUGGGCUCUCUCUUCCUCGUUGCCAGCAUCUCCUGGCUCAUCUGGUCCUCACUCAGCCCUUCAGCCAAGUGGCAACGGCAAGAUCUGCUCUUUCAGAUCUGCUACGGCAUGUAUGGCUUCAUGGAUGUCGUCUGCAUAGGCCUUAUCGUGCAUGAAGGCUCCUCUGUCUACCGCAUCUUCAAGCGCUGGCAGGCAGUGAACCAGCAGUGGAAGGUCCUGAAUUAUGACAAGACCAAGGACAUAGGAGGAGACACAGGGGGAGGGACGGCAGGGAAGCCGGGCCCCAGGACCUCAAGGACGGGCCCCCCCUCUGGGGCCACCAGCCGCCCCCCGGCUGCCCAGCGCAUGCGGACGCUCUUGCCUCAGCGCUGUGGUUACACAAUCCUGCACCUCCUUGGACAGCUGCGGCCGCCAGAUGCCCGUUCCAGUUCCCAUUCUGGCCGAGAGGUUGUCAUGAGGGUCACCACGGUCUGAAAUUGAACUCCAGGAGCGGGGAUCUUGCAUCAGUGCAUCGGCCAGAGAUAAGCUGUCAUGGCUGCUGGAGGUACCACCUGGACAAGGUGCUUGGGGUGCACUGCCCCCACCACUGAGGAUCUCUGUGGGCAGCCUCAAGCUGGAGACAUUGUCUGGCCUCUACUGCCCCUUGGGUAGAGACACCUGGAUGACAUACCAGCCCCCACUGAUAGUUCCUCACGCUUAUCCUGGGGCAACCAGUGGGCAGGUGGGAAGAGCAUCUUUUCUUCCCUAGAGAACCGUCCUUACCUCAGCUCCUAGGGCCUCCAGCCCCCCCAGCUCCACCAUAGUGACUUGGUGAAGGGGGACCAAUGCCAGAAGAAAGGGGUUGUAGACGCCCCAUUCCCCACCCCAUGGCCACAGGGCAGCUGGCAAUAAGACUAGUAUACAUUGACCUUCCGUUCCCUGCAUGAGGGCGGGAGGGACCUCCCCCUGCUCCACCCCCCAUUGCAUGGGGGGAGGGCAUAAAGAAUCAUUUAUAUGCACGUGGAGACUCCUUUCUCAUCUGGGGCUUUUCUGGAGGGUUGGGAGGUGUGGGGAGGUUUCUCUGCAGAGGUUGUGAAUCCCCAGUGCAACAGUGGGUUCUGAGUUGGAGCUGUAACUCCCACUUGUUGGUGAAUAAUUCACAUUGGCUGCUAGGUGGCAGUGCUCAGAGGGACCUAAGGGGUGGGCCUGCCACCUGCAAGUUGUAUGAUCCAGAAAAAAAAUCUCUCCGCCGUGGUUUUCCUGUCUACCUCAUAGGGUUGGAAUGAGGAUAAAUGAGGGACAGGUUGAAUGCCAUCACAAAGAAAAUUAGUGAUGGCAUAAAAAGAUUUCUAGACUAGCUGAUGGUCCAUUUAUUUCAAAUAGUAGCUGGUUAACAAAUUCCAAAAUGUGUUUUUUCAUCUGGGGUUGCACAGAGCCUUGGAAAUACGUGUCGAGUGUCAUAAUAGAUACGGAAAUAUGAGGGGAAAUAGAUACGCAAGUGUGAAGGAUGGUGGUUAUUUGCAAGAAUGAGAGCUCCCCAACCCCCUAAACAUUGGGGACUGGGGAAGGAUGGAGCUGUCCUUCUUCUUCUGGGGAUCUUGUGGGUUCUAUUGGUCCUUCCCAGGUAAUGUGCUCACCCAGAGAAGUGGCGUGAAAUGAAUUUGGACUCAUUUGGAGUGAGACAGACAGAAUGUCCCAAUGUUAUGAAUCUCCAACCCCAGCUUAAGCUAUUCCUAUGGAAGUUCAGGGUCACAGGUCUGAUCCCGUGCCCCAGCUAGUGGUAUUAACUGGAAGGUAUUGCGCUUGGAGGCAGCAGCAUAGAGAGCUGUUGUUUAUAGAGAAAAGGUUUGGGAAGGACUGGUUAAAAUGUGGGUCAGCCUGAGGCCUCCUCCCUUUCUCCUGAGGCCUUGGGGCUGUGUAUUAUAUGAAUGAUGGUGUCUUUUAAGUGAACUAUUCAUCAGCAAUUAAAAUAAUUACUUCAUACAUUGUUAAGUCA